Molecule: messenger RNA, 3633 nt
Organism: Aspergillus homomorphus CBS 101889
Lineage: Eukaryota; Fungi; Ascomycota; Eurotiomycetes; Eurotiales; Aspergillaceae
Exons: 2
Coding region: 1-3474 (1157 amino acids)
Source: RefSeq, a predicted model, not a curated record
AUGGUUUCUCGAAGUCAGAAGCCACUAGCUGGACUGCUCAUUCCCACGGUUCCAAGCUUUCCUCUCUCAUCGCCGAUCACAGAAGAGGUUCCAAGUCCAAUAUCGUCAUCGCCAGACGACCACGAUCUGAAGAAGAAUCGCCCCUUCGCUUUGUUGAAUAAGUCAAUCAGCAAGAACCCUUUCAUCCGCAAGGCACUUCUUAAUGAUCAUGUUCGAGAACACGGCCACACGGGCGACCUUUCAGUUGCGUGCCAUCAAGCGCAAGGAGUCAUGCUAAUAGGACAAGAAGGUGAGCAGGGCUCAACCAAAGGUCGUGGAUUGAAUUUGGUCACGGAAUUCUCCAAACCAAGCACGAUGGUCCAUGCAGAGGCACCGGCGCCUGUUUUUGUCGACCUGAACGACCUCAAGGCGCUCGCGAAGGUGCGAGAGCAAGAAAGAACGACAGACAAUACCGCGGGGACUCUGGGAAUGACACUACCGGCGUCGCAGUCUUCCUGGUUUGAAGCUAAGAAGAAAACGAAGGGCAAAGAUGAGCUGUCGCCCUCUGAUAGGCCCAUUAUGAUCGGCCUUCGGAUGCCAUUUCAGGGCUCGAAAGACUCUCCAGAGCAAAAUUCCAGGGAAGGAGAUACGACGCAGUUUUCCCGUGCCCCGCUUACACCAUCAAUCAUUGUGACUCCCGCUAGAGAAGAUACAUUCUGGGAUGGGUUUGAGCCGGCUCACCCGCGUCCCAGAGCUACAUCUAGCAUCUAUUCUCAACCUACGCCAUACCCGGAUCAUGACGACCAUGAUAUACCUCCCGUGCCCGCCAUCCCGGCUUUCCAUAUACGUGCGGAUAAUGAGAGGACCAGCCCCGAUUCCCCAUCGCUGGAAUCUGUGGUGUCGGCAAGGAAGCAACGCGCCUUCUCGACCGGAACAGUCUUUGAAGAAGAUGGUCCCAAGCCCGUGGGACGGCCUGGCUCGUUGUUGAAUGACCGGGUGAAAAAAAUCCCUGAUCGAUUGAGCAUCAACACCGAGGACACCCGGCAGUCGCAAGGCUGGUGGACCUAUCUCAUGUCUCCUCUCUUUCCCAAGACACCAGUCACUGUCGAAAGACCUCCUGUGCCCAGUAUCGCAACCCAUUCAUCUGGUUUGUCAGACGAGUGGUGGGAAAAGGAGGUCUCCUACUUCUCGCCCGACACACCGGAUGCUGUUGCUAACCCGUUAGACGAGGUCCAUCAGAGCCCACAAGACUAUAACUCGCAGGAAAAUGAGCGAAAUCUGGCAUCUUUCAUGUUUCCUGGUGAACCAAUCGAAGGCUCUGCUGCCGAAUACUAUCAAGCAUGCGCCCACGAACUAUUCAGCGGGCGGCCUUACUUCGAAUGCGUUAAUCAUGUUUGCUCGAUCACACCAAAGGAUAAGGUUGCAGCAAUGAUGGCCGAUUCACCUGCGGCCGUCACUCAAGACCAAGGCCUUCUUGUUGACUUGGAUGACAUGCCUCGGCCUGAGAUUCAGCAUGCAUCUGGAACCUCGGAUGCGGGCUCUAGUCCUCGUUCUCUCGCAGGAAUUUCUAAUGCAGACAAAAGCAGGGGGAACCCUUUCCGCGAUUCCACUGAGCACAGCACACCCAGCGGUCCCACGAUAACUGGGUAUCCUCGGAGUGAACAUCCUCCCAGUGAGCGUGCCCCAAGCGAACAUGCACCAAGCGAGGCAUCCCCAAGCGUGCCUCCCCAGCCAGUGAAUGCCGCGCCACCGACAGUCCAGAACUUCUACAAUCACCCAGCGGUUGUUCCAUCUUCCAUUCUCAUCGCUCCGCCGGAGAGAAGCUACUCGCAGUACAUUGUACACCCUGCAUCAAAUGCUGCUUCACAAUCGCAGGCUCCAGAGCCCGUGUCUCCUGCCUUUCAACGAAUGACUGAAAGAGGAUCCAUCCCGCUGAGCGGAGUACAAAACACGCCAGCACCUGCCUAUACUUCUUACCGCAACAGUUCUGCCAUCCUGCCUCCCCGCAUAGAUCCACACCCCGUCACACGGGAAGAUUUGGUAGACUCAGUCACCGAGAGACAAAAGAUCGAAAUGAGAAGACGAAGACUAGAAAAGGAGGACGCAGCUGGCCGGAAGUUGGGUGGAUGCUGGCGUGGCAGAGGCCCGGUCAGCAAAAAGGGGUGCUUUGGAAGGUCAGGACGAGAAGGGAGAAAUAAGCGUCGGUGGUAUUUAGCGAUCUGCACCUUCUUUCUCGUGAUCGUUCUGGUUGCUCUUAUUCUUGCCUUGACCCUGACUAGGAAGGGAAGGGCAACCCCCGUGCAAUCUCAAUGGCUGAACCUGACCGGCUAUCCACCCAUGCCAACCGGUAUUGCGACAAUCGCUGGAGCGAACCUCUACAAACGAGUACCUGGCUGUAUUGCCCCCUCUUCACUUUGGAGUUGCGCACUUCCAAAGGAGCAGCAAUAUGACAACAAGCCUUACACUGCCGCUGAGCCCAGCUUCCGCGUCGAGAUCGAAUUCCGCAAUGGGACUUAUCCGAAUAGCACAACGAUUGCCUCAAGAUCUCUAAUCUCCGACCGCUCGCCUGACUCGAAUGCUUCUCCCUCGCCACCAAGCAUGAAGGAUCAAACAUUCCUUGGAAACACCACGGACAGGAACAGCGCUCCGUACGCUGGCGAGGAAACGCCAUUCUUCAUGAGCUUCCUCUCAACCUUGUCGACAUCUUCAUCCUCAUCAACCCGUCGACGUCUCACCCGCAAAAGAGACGACACCUUCCCCGACCUCGAUUCCCUCAUCCCCGCCCCGGACCUGAACUCCGACGGCACCGCCGCGGCCGCGGAGCUCUACCCCCUGCCGGAAUCCCAGCCCAUCCGCCUCUACAACCGCGGUCAAUCCACAGAACACUACGGUUUCUAUACCUACUUCGACCGCUCCAUCUUCCUGUCCUCCCAGGGCCCACUAAACGGUAAUGGCACGGAUGACUCGAACGAUGACAACGGCGGCGGCUCAACCGAGGGGGACGCCCGUGUGCGCUGCACCUGGGCGCAAACGCGCUUCCUCGUGCAAAUCUGGACCCGAUCAACGGAUACUCUAUUGAAGCCGCCCUCAGCAUCAGCAUCAGCAUCAGCGUCCACCACGCCAACUUCUUCCGCCUCAAGCGCCUCGUCCACCUCCACCUCUUCCGCCAUGGACUUCACCCGUCCCGGCUCCUUCCCCUACCCCGUCACCAUCACCCUGGACCGCCACGGAGGUGAAGCGAGGAAGAAAAUGGUCUACUGCUACGCGAUGGAGGCGAACGAGAAGAUCAACUCUACUCUGGUGAAGCUGCAGGUCGAAGACCGGAGCUACGGAGGCCAGCUGGUCAACCCGGCGCCGGGGAUCUUCGAUUUCGCUAGUAACUCGUCGUCAUCUUUGUCGUCAUCGGCGAACGAGACGAGUUCAGUGAAUGGGGGUGUAGACGGGGGUACCGGGGGGUGUUCGUGUCAGUGGGUGAAUUGGGUUUCGACGUCAUAGAUGUCGUGUACGGGGGUUACGGGGGGUGGAGAGAAAAUGCCCGUUUAUAACUAUUGCCUCGUGGUACUUGGUUUCAUAGUCAGGUAAUCCUCACGGAGCGUCAAAAUGAAGUAUAAAUUUUUUUUUCCCUUUGGAUUUAGGUUUCAGUAUUUUUUUUUU